AUGAAGAAAGAAGAUAACCUCAAAGAGACGCGGCAGCAGCAGCAGCAGCAGCGGGAAAGGGAAAUUAGGGAAGGAGAGCUUCUUGCUGCUGAGGACAUCAACGUGCUGCUGCUGCUGCAGCAGGAGCAGCAGCAGCAAGAAGAUGAAGCAAACGAAGAAGACGCAGAAGCACCUGCAGAGGCCGAAGAGACUCCCGAAGACCCUGAAGAACAAUAA
This is a messenger RNA of Eimeria tenella, 216 nucleotides long. RefSeq lists its product as uncharacterized. Lineage: Eukaryota; Apicomplexa; Conoidasida; Eucoccidiorida; Eimeriidae. The record is from RefSeq and is a predicted model, not a curated record. Bases 1 to 216 code for a protein of 71 amino acids. The transcript is spliced from 2 exons.